This is a messenger RNA of Boeremia exigua, 1243 nucleotides long. Its product is annotated as ankyrin repeat-containing domain protein. Bases 156 to 1070 code for a protein of 304 amino acids. The record is from RefSeq and is a predicted model, not a curated record. The transcript is spliced from 4 exons. Lineage: Eukaryota; Fungi; Ascomycota; Dothideomycetes; Pleosporales; Didymellaceae. Gene Ontology annotation, molecular function: protein binding.
UGCGAACACCCCACUAGGCGCGUGCUAACCUGUUCCAGUACGCCGCGGGAGUCCGCAGCUCCAGCUCGUCCCCGCGUCCAACACCAGCACGACCAGCCCGCUUGGCAACGGCUCACGCGACUCUGGUUGUUCAACCAUGGUCCGUUGCCCUCGAGAUGAUUGACGUACCGCGGCGCCUGCGUCGCGCCAUCCUGCUCAACGACCUGCCUCUGGUGCAGCGCAUCCUGCGCAACAACCCCAGCUACCUGCGCAAUCCCGACUACGACGAGAAGAGCAGCACCAACCUGCACCUCGCCGCCACCCAUGGCUUCACGCAGAUUGCUGAGUAUCUCGUCGACGCCGGCCACGAAGACGGCUACAUCAGCCGCAACAACGACUUUGAGACGCCGCUGAUGUUCGCCGCCAUGGCCGGCCGAGAGGAGACGGGCGUCUACCUGGCCAAGCGCUUCCCGGCGUGCAUCUCAUGGCAAAACAAAGCCGGUCUGGACGCUCUCAUGCUCUCAAGCAAGUCCGGCAGCGGCACCCUCCACCUCAUCCCGACCCUCAUCGUCCAAGACCCGACCAUCCUCACCGCCCACGACAAAUCCGGCAACACCGCCCUGCACCACGCCUCGGCCGCCGGCGAGCUCAAAGCCCUGCGCCUGCUCCUCCAGUACGGCGCCAACCCCCUCGUCGCCAACAUCUACAGCUGGACCCCGGUCCACUACUCGGCCACCCCGGCCGCAGAAGCCUACUUCAAAACGUUGAUUAUCGAAUUUGAGAAGAAAAAGGCCGAGGGCCGCCGCGAGCUGCAGGAGCGCCAGAAGCAGCGUAGUGCCGGCGUGCGCCUUGUUACUGACAGCGAUGGGUUGGUGGGGCGCGGGAGCAGCGAGAGCGAGCGCGUGAGGUCGCGCGCGAGGGAUGACGCGGGCUUGCAGGGCUUGCCCGCGCCGGGGAUGGAGUGGAGUCCGGUCGAGAAGCGGAGGGCGAUGACGCCGACCGAGGGCCGGGGGUGGACGUUUACACCUGAUGGAAUGCGGCCGCGCGCCGAGACGGCGGAGAGCAGUGGAAGUGCGAGCGGGAUGGUCUGAGCGGGCUACGGCCAUCUGUGGUGUGAGCCGGACACGGCCGUCUCUGGUGUUUAGACGGGUUUCUCUGGCGUCGACUCUUGUUCUUCGGUGUCUGGCGUCUGGCGCUGUACAAACCACAAUUCCAUCAACUCUCCCCAACCAGCACCACCAACGCCCUGACUUCCUCCCCAUCC